Messenger RNA from Colletotrichum spaethianum, 2649 nucleotides. RefSeq lists its product as uncharacterized. Bases 1 to 2649 code for a protein of 882 amino acids. The transcript has 2 exons. Gene Ontology annotation, biological process: carbohydrate metabolic process. NCBI's taxonomy places the organism in Eukaryota, Fungi, Ascomycota, Sordariomycetes, Glomerellales, Glomerellaceae. The record is from RefSeq and is a predicted model, not a curated record.
AUGCCUCUUCAAAUCUCAUCCCUGCGUUUCGAGCAUCACCCGACUGGGCUCGGGUUGUCCUCCCCGGCUCCCCGGCUAUCAUGGCGUGUCAUAUCAGACGCAGUGCCAAAGAACUGGCAACAGGAAGCUUAUGAUGUCGAGAUCACUCGGUGCGCCAAACAACCCCAGACGUUUCACGUAGACAGCACCUCUACUACACUCGUCCCUUGGCCCGACUCUUCUUUAGUGUCAGGUGAAGUCGCCUCGGUUCGCGUCAAGUCUCGAGGGCACUCCGAUGAUGGACAAGUAGACACAGAAUGGUCCGAUCCGGCAACCGUUGAAGCUGCCCUCCUAUCGCAGGACGACUGGAAAGCAAAGCCUAUUACCGCACCCCCACGGUCGGAAUCUCACCCCGACGAGCGAGGUAUCCGGCCAGUUCGGUUCCGGAAGAUAUUCAACGUCCCCGAGUCCAAGGACGGUCGUGCCAGACUUUAUAUUACCGCCCUCGGCUUAUACGAAGCCUACCUCAACGGCACUCGCAUUGGAGACGAGUGGCUCGCUCCAGGGUGGACCGCAUAUCAGCACCGCAUUCAGUAUCAGGUCUUUGAUGUGAGGUCUCUAUUGAGACUAGGCCAGCCGAAUGUUCUAUCAGUAGAAGUGAGUGAAGGAUGGUAUGCUGGCCGGGUGCUCUGGGGCGAUGGUCUUACUUGCUUCUAUGGAGACCGCAUCGGCGUUCUCGCUCAGCUCGAGAUACUGAGUGAGACUUCACCGAACCCGGCCUUCCUGCUCACAACGGACAAUUCCUGGGAGUGCCAUGCCUCGCCGAUUGUCGGUAGCGACAUAUACGACGGCGAGACGUACGACCUCGGCCUCGAGGUCACGGAUUGGCACCAUGACAAGAGUCAGUGGUCCAACGCCGAUACCUUGCCGUUUCCCAAGUCCUCCCUAGUCGCAUCACCCUGUCCCCCAGUGCGAAUCACCGAAACAGUCAAGCCUGUCAAAGUCUUUACCGACGUUGCGGGUAAGACUUUAGUCGACUUUGGCCAGAACCUUGUCGGCAAACUUGUGGUCCAUUCUCUGAAAAAGCCCGACGGCCACCGCCUCAGGAUCCGCCACGCAGAAGUUUUGGAGAACGGCGCCCUAGGCGUGCGUCCCCUCCGUGCGGCGAAGGCGACGGACACAAUCAUCUUUGGCGGCGGGCGAAGCCUUCAAGAGUGGUCACCACAUUUUACAUAUCACGGGUUCCGUUACGUCGAGCUCGACGGAUGGGACGCCGGCGAGGUGACUCUCGACUCAAUUGCGGCUGUUGUCAUGCACACCGACAUGCAGCGAACGGGCUUCUUCUCUUGCUCUAAUGACGACAUCAACGCUCUGCACCGCAACGUUGUCUGGAGCAUGCGCGGCAACUUCGUGUCUAUUCCCACUGACUGCCCCAGCGUGACGAACGUCUGGGAUGGACUGGUGAUAUACAGAUCUUCAGCCCAACAGCCUCAUUCCUUUACGACUGCGCAGGAUGUUAUACUAGACCAGAAGGACGCCAACGGCAUCGUCCCUCUCGUCGUGCCGAACGUGAUGAAGGACGGCCCCUGGCCAGCAAUGCCUCAAGCAGUGUGGGACGAUGUCGUGGUUCUUGUUCCGUGGACUCUGUACAAGUGGUUCGGCGACGCUGGCGUCUUGCAGGAAACUUACCCCGGCAUGAGAGAUUAUCUCAAGUCCAUUAAGCGAGGAGAAGACGGUCUUUGGGAUCCCACUCUCUGGCAGCUGGGCGACUGGCUCGACCCCAACGCACCUCCAGCCGAGCCAGGUCUCGCCAGAACCGACGGAACUCUCGUUGCGGACGCGUACCUCGUCUAUGUCACAAACAUUAUUUCCCAGAUCGCCAGCGUCCUCAACAUCACCGCUGACGCAGAGCACCUUGCCGCCGAGUACAAACGCCUCAAACAGCUCUUCCAGGACAAAUACAUUACCAAAGCAGGCUUUGUCGUCGCUGAUUCCCAGACAGCGCUCGCUCUGGCCCUGCUCUUUGACCUCCACGAAACUCCCGCUCAGCGAAUGGCCGCGGCGGAGAGGCUCGCACGGCUGGUGCAGUACUCCAAGUUCAGGGUGUCGACCGGCUUCGCAGGCACUCCCGUCAUCUUACACGCGCUGUCGGAGACGGGCCAUGUGCAACACGCGUACCGCAUGCUGCUGGAGACAGGGUGUCCAUCGUGGCUGUACCCCGUCCGCAUGGGCGCGACGACGGUGUGGGAGAGGUGGGAUAGCAUGUUGGAGGACGGUACGAUCAACCCUGGCGAAAUGACGAGUUUCAAUCACUACGCACUUGGGAGCGUUGCAAACUGGAUGCAUGCCAGCAUCGGGGGAUUGUCGCCGAUGGAGGCGGGGUGGAAGAGGUUUCGGGUUAGGCCGCGACCGGGAGGCGGCCUUGAGCAUGCGGAGGUUACGUACCUGAGUCCGAACGGACAGAUUCAGAGUCGUUGGGAGAUCAAGUCGGAAGACAAGCUGGUGCUGGAGCUGACAGUUCCGUUGAAUGCUACUGCGGUGGUUUCGUUGCCGGAUGGGAGCGAAGAGAAGACGGUCGGAUCUGGGACUCACACGUUUGAGAGCGGUCUUGCUCCCGAUACGAAGGGGCAAUGGCCGCCCAAGGCUCUCUUGACUCAGUUUGGACUCUGA